UUCCAGUACCAGACCAGGCGCAGGGGCCAGCACGAUCGAUCCCACCGUGCAGCCGCCCGCAGAAUGAAAUCUGCGCUUCAAUCCUUGAUUGAUAACUUCCAACCUCGAAUGGGAAGGAGAUCUUUGGCUCCCCUCAGAAACCGGUACCCUGCACCCCUGCAGCGGCCAUAUAGCCAUAGUCAAGUUCUCUCCUGCAUAACUCCCAAUGGGUAACACCCCAGCUCGCAGGAAGUAAGCUGUCUUUAGUCUGAGGCUCAGCAUUACUCGCCGCUAGUCAAAUCCCGAGCUACUAAGUCGACAAGGAUGUAGAUUUUCCGCUUCAGAGAGUGCCAAAUUGUCUUAGUUAUGGCCGAAUACUUAGCUAGUUCGUUGACGCCUAGGUCUGCGCUUGGUUUUCCUCACUCCAGCAACACUGGGAAGAUGGACGUUAUCCAGACUUCGACGGCCCCGGGCAAGGCUUCCGAGAACCGACAUGCAGCUAUCUUUGCGGUCGGCAUUGGGUUCAUCGCAUUCGACUCCAUCGUCAUUGGGCUGCGUAUCUACGCACGUGCAUUUAUGCUGCACGCUCUUGGAACGGAUGAUAUUCUGAUGGUAAUCGGUGCAAUUCUCAAUUUCGCACUAUCAAUAACCAUUAUGGUUGGAUCCAAGUACGGAAUCGGAAAACACGCACUUGCCAUACCGAAAAGCGACACUGUGCCGAUGCUGAAGUGUAUUUGGGCUACGCGCAUCCUCUACACGCUUUCGAUGGGAACAGUCAAAAUGUCACUACUGUGGUUCUAUCUUCGCCUCGAUCCUCGCAAGUCCAUGCGCUGGGCCGUCUUCUUCGUCAUGUUCUUCAACGUCGCAUUAUCUCUUGCCAGUUUCAUCGGCGCACUGGCGAGCUGCAGCCACCCCUCUUUAUUCUGGACUAAUCCAACUUCGAGCUCAUGUAUGCCCCUGGAACAACAACAACUCUUCUAUGAAGUUAAUGGCAUCUUGAAUAUUGUGGCGGAUAUCCUGACCUACCUACUGCCGGUUCCGAUGCUGUACGGACUACAGCUGAACUGGCGCAAGAAGGGGGCUAUUCUAGCAAUCUUUGGCCUAGGCAUCCUGUCUCUUGCCGCGGCCUGCGUUCGAUAUGACUUUGUUACAAAACUAGCCUCUGCUAGAGAGGAGUACUACCUCCUUUUGGCUGACUCACUCAACUGGUGCACCAUUGAGGCUUACGUCGCCAUCUUCUGCGGCUGCGCCCCAUCCCUGUCUGCCCCGAUUAAGGCCUGGGCCCCGUCUCUGUUUGGUUCCAACCCCACCAAGUUCCCAGAUAGCGCACGGUUGCACAGACCAAGUUAUCUGCAGCGGCAAAGCCUGCGAAGAAGUUCUCGCCGCCGAGGACUGGGUGAGACUAUACUGGAAAGUGAGGAUGCCAUUGUUACUGUGAGUGACUGUGAUCCGGGGAGUGAUGGUAUUAUGAUGAAAACAGUUAUACAGACUGAUGUGGCUAUACUGAGCCCAACAGAGGAGCUAAUUGAUAGAAGGGGGUGUAAUGAGUUUGCAAGGCGGGUUUAAUGUUAAAUUACUCUAAGACUG
Messenger RNA from Aspergillus homomorphus CBS 101889, 1566 nucleotides. RefSeq lists its product as uncharacterized. The record is from RefSeq and is a predicted model, not a curated record. NCBI's taxonomy places the organism in Eukaryota, Fungi, Ascomycota, Eurotiomycetes, Eurotiales, Aspergillaceae. The coding region runs from base 346 to 1545 and encodes 399 amino acids. The transcript has 6 exons.